AACUAAACCAACUAAUGAAAAAUAUCCACUGAGGGGCUGUCAGAAAAUGUGUUCAUAGCACAUGAUUUUUGAGAUUGGUAUCUCCCUAAAUGUUUACACGUUUAGAGUGUUUUCAGAGAUGCAGAAUAAGGCAUGGGAGAUGGGGAAUUGUGGUGAAAAAGAGAGACAUGUUGCUCCAGCCCCUCUGGGUAAAGAGGAGGAGGUCCACUUAUUCUUCAUGAACCAAUGAUACAGACAGUGAGGGAAGAGAGACAGCUUUCAGUCAUCAAAUAUGCAAAGGAGCAAACAGACCGGCCACACCACAGAGAGACAGGCGGAAGGAUCUUCUCUGUCAGUUUAGGGAGAAACAUCUCCCAUCCCAGAUUGAACCUGUUGAAGCGAGGAAAGUAGCCACACGCUGGGAGCCAUGACAUCUAUGGCAUGGGGCUUUGUCACUGGCUUCUUCACAUACGAGACCACUAAGUCUGUGGUAGUGAAGAGCUGGUCUGUGGGGAUCAUCAACCGAAUCGUACAACUGCUCAUCAUCGCAUAUUUUGUUGGUUGGGUUUUCCUCCACGAGAAGGCUUAUCAGGUGAUUGACACUGGCAUCGAGUCCUCUGUGAUGACCAAAGUUAAAGGCUUUGGUCGUCUGGACAAUCAUGUUAUGGAUGUGGCCGACUACGUCUACCCUCCUCAGGGUUCAGGAAUUUUCUGCAUCAUGACCAGAAUCAUCGUCACUGAGGACCAGUUUCAAGGUCGAUGUGCAGAGUCUCAACCAAACUUCAACUGCAGCACAAAUGAAGACUGUCAUGUGCACAAAAACACCCUGCUGUCCAACGGUGUAAUAACAGGUAUUUGCCGUAAUGAGUCUGGGGGUCGCUGUGAAAUUGAAGGAUGGUGCCCAGCUGAAAAUGACCAUGUUACUAACUCAACGACGCUAGACGUGAAAGACUUCACCAUCCUCAUCAAAAACAGCAUUCGUUUCCCCCUGUUUAAUGUCACCAGGGGAAACUUCCCUUCUUCGAUGACAUCUGAGAUGAUCAGGAACUGUGUCUACCAUCCGGAGCGUGACCCCUUCUGCCCCAUCUUUCGUGUGGGAGAUGUGCUGAACUACACCGGGCAGGAUCUAACGUCCCUGACAAAAACGGGUGGAGAAAUAGGAAUAAAUAUUGAAUGGAAAUGUAACUUUGACAAAGAUAUUGAGCUGUGUGUCCCCAAAUAUUCAUUCACAAGACUGGAUGCCCCUUUCAUCAAGAACAAAGUCUCCAAGGGUUACAACUUCAGAUUUGCCAAAUAUUAUAAGACAGAGAACGGGACAGAAUUCAGGACUCUUCACAAAGCCUUUGCUAUCCGUUUUGAUGUCAUGGUUACAGGCAAUGCUGGAAAGUUCAGCACAAUCCCAACACUGAUCAACUUAGUUGCUGCAUUUACGUCUAUCGGACUGGGAACGGUCAUCUGUGAUAUCAUCUUACUAAACUUUCUGAAAGGAGCAAAGCAGUACAAAGCCAAGAAGUUUGAAGAGGUGUCAGAGGCUCAGAUAAAAACAUCUCCCAGUUCAGAUAGCAAGCCAUCACUGAAGGAGGGAAUGAAGAGCUCCUGCGACUCCGGAGCCAUUUCCCUGUCCAUCUCUGACUGAAAUUGGGAAGGAUGGAAACAUAUCCUCCUCCUUUUUCUGGAUGGGUGUGUGAACGUUUAGAAGAACAGAACAUGAAGUGAUCCUCUCGGGCAGUGCACGUUUAUGGUUUCCAGUUUCUGAGUGAGAAUCCCUUUGAGGAAAGAGGUGGUUCAAUGAACGGAGCAGAAUCUCAAGAGAGAAAAAAAAUGUAAAUACUAUUUUGGUUUUCACCUUUUUUACAUCUCAACUGCAAUAGGUUUUUUCCUUAAAUCGUUAAUUUAUACUAUUUGCAACAGUGGUGGAGAAAAUAACAUCUCAGCCGUUGAGUUUUUUAAUUUGUUAUCUUUCUUUUUGUUACUGUGCGUACACUUUUGACAACUGCCUGCAUUCUCAAAUAAAGUGCUGAAGUCAAUCCUUAUUUUCUAUGAUUAUUUCCUGUGUCUUUAAGAGGAAGAAAAAGACAAACUCAUUCUCUCAGUGCUCACAAAUGGGUCCUUUAGUGCACUCACUGCAGCUGUGACAAAGCAGAUCCUUCUGUGGACACUAAUGGACUAAAGUAAAUACUCUCACUUCUGUUUGUUUUUUCUUCUUUCCAGUUUUUCUUUUUGCUCUAGAACUGUAUGCUUCUUGUAAGUUUUUUUUUUUUUUGCCUCGGUAUAGAAUGAAGGAUUCUUUUCUUCUACUUCAUUUCUGCAACUGUUUAAAUCAAAAUCUGGACUGAAAACCAAAAACUAAAGCAGGAAUACUCCAUAAUUAAUGCUACACAUUUCUUCCUCCUCCCCAAGGAGGGACGUAACAGGUUCUGAAAGUGAUCUAUAUGGGAUGAAAUCUGCAGAAGUUCCCUCAGGAGCUGC
This is a messenger RNA of Oryzias melastigma (Indian medaka), 2448 nucleotides long. RefSeq names its product purinergic receptor P2X, ligand-gated ion channel, 3a (gene p2rx3a). NCBI's taxonomy places the organism in Eukaryota, Metazoa, Chordata, Actinopteri, Beloniformes, Adrianichthyidae. Bases 407 to 1615 code for a protein of 402 amino acids. The transcript has 12 exons. The record is from RefSeq and is a predicted model, not a curated record. Gene Ontology annotation, molecular function: ATP binding; purinergic nucleotide receptor activity; extracellularly ATP-gated monoatomic cation channel activity. Gene Ontology annotation, biological process: monoatomic cation transmembrane transport; response to ATP. Gene Ontology annotation, cellular component: plasma membrane; nuclear inner membrane.